Messenger RNA from Eucalyptus grandis, 702 nucleotides. Its product is annotated as somatic embryogenesis receptor kinase 1-like. The record is from RefSeq and is a predicted model, not a curated record. Lineage: Eukaryota; Viridiplantae; Streptophyta; Magnoliopsida; Myrtales; Myrtaceae. The coding region runs from base 1 to 702 and encodes 233 amino acids. Gene Ontology annotation, biological process: hormone-mediated signaling pathway. The transcript is spliced from 2 exons. Gene Ontology annotation, cellular component: plasma membrane.
AUGUGCUCACGGUUGGGUUGGCUCCCUCUUCUCACUGGCAAGAACCUCUCUGGCUACAUUCCCUCUGAGCUUGGCCUCCUUGGCUCGUUCAAACGGCUCAACCUCACCGGCAACAACUUCUCCAAGCCCAUCCCCUCCCGCCUCUUCAAUACGACCUCAGUCGUCUCUCUCGACCUCUCCCAAAACUUGCACGCUGAUUCGAUCUCGACCCAGAACAAGAACCUCCCCAACCUCGCCCACUCGGACCUGUCCUCAAACUCGCUCAAUGGGUCACUCUCCGAAGUGCUCACAGAGCUUGGGAGACUCUCCAAGAGACUGAACCUGUCAUACAACAUGUUCUCCGAAAAGUUCGCUGAGAGGUUGAAGAUGUGCGAACAAGGGCCAGCGAAACGUCAAGAGGCUACCGGAAACCCGCUGCAUGAGGGCUGGUUGAGCGCACCGGGAGAAGCCGAGAUCGUGGCCGGACCACCGUGCUGGGGCAGUGGGGAAGGCCUGGUGCAGCGGUGGAGUGGUAGCUGCAGCAAGGGACAGCAACUAUCGUGGAGAAGACGUUCUCGGCCGGUAUUUCUCUUGCCACCGUGCCUUUAUGAGUUCAAGAGAAAAUCGUGCGACUCGGUGCGCGGAGAACGAGCAGAAUUCGCAAAGGCACAGUCCCAAAGGUUUACUCGAAUUGGUAGGAUUGCAUGUGGCCCGACCUCUUGA